AUGUCUGUUGAUAAUCUCGCCAAGGUUGAAGCCGCUCAACAGGCCGUCUUGAGGAAGACUCAUGGAGGCAAGGCGGGAGCCCAGUUUGUUCAGGAGGUCAAGGAAUCCCUUCUUUUUCAAUACAACUGGAAUGAGCUUCUUUCCGCAGCUCCAACUGCCAUUACAUUAGUUGGUUCCUGCCAUGUUGCCACGGCCUCACCCGAUGCUGCAAGGAUUAGCUUGAAAGACUCUGUCCCAGUUGGGGGAUUCAAGUAUCUGCGUGUCGCCCAAAAUCCAACCCUCAGAGCGUGGCGUGUCUGGUAUUUCCAGUCUUCCAACAUCAUAGAGACCAUCGCUCGCACUGUCAGGGCCAUCCAGGGUCUCCCAGACACUCAGCGCAACUUAACGAACGAGCUUGUAAAGUUGCGAAGGUUGUCCACCUUUUGCCUCACCUAUGCCCAAGAAACCGAAAAGGCCUUUGAUACCUGGCUUCUGGCUGUUUCCGAGUUCCAUCAGGCCUCUGUUCAGGAACACGGGAAGACUGAGAAGCAGUCUCAAACGAACCUAAGCGCUAUGUUACGGGCCGAGAUCGAGGCAAGUUACAAAAACAAGGAACUCGAGAGGGCCGACAAGGCUUCUGAAGAGAUGAAGGAGUCGCUCCAGAAGCAGGAGAAGGCAUUCCAAACCGCUAACGAUGCUGUGCCAUCUGCUUGGGAGACCUGCGCUAUGGGUGCUCUGACCUCUAUUACUUCGGCAGGACCCGUGCUUAUUGCCCAGGCACUGCCUGCCAUUAUCAGUGCCGCCAAUCCCAUGACUGGAGUCAAUGGACUUGUAAAUGGGCUAACUCAAAUUGGUCGCCAAGGUGCGCUCAACGCUGCGGGUGCACCGCCCUUUGCCCGGGCUCUUCUCGGUGCCCAUCAAGGCGGUCAGCCUGGGGGCGCAACCCUCCAGUUCAACGACGCAACUCCUGAGACCGAUCCUGCCUAUGUCGCAGCCCCUCUUCUUGCCCCCUUCAUCACCACGCUCUUGACUUAUCUUACUGCUGGUGAGGGCAAUACCCCCGACUGGUCAAAGUUCAAGGAUCAGGCGUCUAAGAACGGAGCCGGUACUGAGGGCCUGACUUGGCUCCUCACCAACCUCGAGAUGCAACAGAAGUCUGCAAAGCUGGGUACCGGUCAACCUAGCGUUGAGCUGACCGCUGUCUUUGACUCCAGUAUUGCUAUCGUCGAGGAUAUCAAAAAAGAGGUCGCCAAUCAGCAAAGUUUUACUUCCGCCAAGACUGACCCGGCCUCCAUUAAGAAGUGGCAAGAUGCCAUCACCAAGGCGAAGCUUGCCGUCACAAAGCUUGAAGCUACAGCAAAGUCGUUCCCUGGAUCCUCCUCGAAUGCACCAAAGUUGAAUAACAUCUCUGUGGACAAGAAGGACAAUAGUGCCGUCACUGCCGCCCUUAGCACGGCCACCGAGAAACUUGCCCUUAAUCAAAGAGCCCUCGAGACUGCCCAGACCAACUAUACUAAUGCUGUAGCAGCUGCCGCGGAAGUUCAGAAGAGGCUGACUGGGAUUCAGACUAAACUUAAGGGCAUUGAGAUUACUGGAAAAGCCCUUGAGCGCGUCAAAGAGAUCUUGAUUGAAUGCAUCGCCAUUCUGGUUGAGCUUAAGGUGCAGAUCAGCAAGCUAACCACCUUCUUCAACGCUCUUUCUACCAUGGUCAAGGUCAUUAUUGAUACCAAGGUGAAGAACUUUGACACUGACGCCACCGCUGUUGGUGAGGAGGCGUCUCAGAAGGGCAUGCUGAAGCUUAAUGAUCUCGACAUCGAGACCAUCUACAUGUCGACUCUGCAGAUCAAAGCAUACUUUGAUCUUCUACAGAUGACCUGCCAGAUGUAUACCAAUGUGCAUGCCAAAUACGUCAAUCCGGGCCUUCACCUUCUCACGGAACUAAGCAAGGUCUCAAAGACUGCUGAGGAGAUCGCUCCCAAGCGCGACCAGCUUAAUAACUUCACAGAUGCUGCUAACAAGGCUAUAAAUGAGCUUGUUGCUCAGAAGCAGCAGGAAAUCUCCGACGGCCUUCAAUCCCGCAUCGAUGCAAUCGCAGAGCAAACAGACAUUUUACACAAGGUCGGCGUUCCCAUGCCUGCGGCUGGCAUCAUUCAGGCUAUGAGGACUGGCGGUGAGGUAAUCAAGGAUGCGGUCAAGGACAAUCUGCCCAGCGGUAUGCGUGUGGAGCAGAACCUGGAAACACUAGAUCCUUGUCAAGCCGUACACGGCACAGACUCGGCGAGUGCGGCUAGUUUCCCAGCCGGGUGGGUAAAGAGUGGACCGAGCAAGCGAUUCGAAAACUUGGAUAUACCAAUAAUCCAUUCCGUUCUGCCCAUGUCUGAGCUUCUGGCAUUUUUGAAAGAAUUUUUGAAACUUUCUCAGACUUCCGGUGAAAGAAAGUUUCAAUCUCUCAGCACAACAACGAUGAACGGCACCAACGGCACAAAUGGGCACCAUGCAAUCCCGCAGACGCUCAAAAGAGCCGAGGAAGUAGAGGAUCUGCUCGAUGCCGUCAAGGGUCUGAUCGUCCCGUACAUCAGAGCAGCCGAUGAGGCAGCUGGCCAAAAGGCCAACGGCUUCACAUCCGUUGACAUUGAAGGCGUCCCCAGCAAUGUCUUGGUCGACACCCAGAAGCCUGAGGCGUUGGUCGAAAAGUUGAAGCUCUCUCUUCCCGAGGGCGAUGGGCUCGGUAAGGAGGGCUUGCUCGAUGUCGUGCAAAAGAUCCUUAGGUACAGCGUCAACACCUGGGAUCAGGGCUUCAUGGAUAAGUUGUAUGCAAGCAAUACUCCGGUUGGCGUCGUCUCCGAUCUCGUUCUAUCUGUCCUAAACACAAAUCUCCACGUCUACCAAGUCUCGCCUGCACUGAGCAUAAUCGAAAAGAUCACGGCACGAAAGUUUGCAAACCUCUUCGGCUUCAACGGCCCCCGCGCCGGCGGCGUCACCUGCCAGGGCGGCAGCGCCUCCAACCUGACCUCCCUCGUCGUGGCGCGGAGCGCUCUCUACCCCGAGACAAAGGCAUCCGGCAACGGCUCGCACGACUUUGUCAUCUUCACCAGCGCCCACGGCCACUACUCUGUCGAGAAGAGCGCUCUCGCCUGCGGCCUCGGCGCGUCGAGCGUGUGGGCCGUGCCCAUCGACGACGCCGGACGCAUGAUCCCCGAAGCCCUCCGCGAGCUCGUCGUCCGCGCCAAAGCCGAGGGCAAGACGCCCUUGUACGUCAACUCGACCGCCGGAACGACAGUCAUGGGCUCCUACGACCCCUUUGAGGAGAUUUCGAGCAUCUGCAAGGAGUUUGGCCUGUGGUUCCACAUCGACGCCAGCUGGGGAGGGUCUGCCAUCUUCUCGGGGAAGCAAAAGGCAAAGCUCAAGGGCUCCCAUCUAGCCGACUCGUUGACGGUCAACCCACACAAGAUGAUGAACGUGCCCGUGACGUGCUCGUUCCUGCUGACGCCGGACGAGAAGGUAUUUCACAAGGCAAACACCUUGCCUGCCGGGUACUUGUUCCACAACGUGGACGAGGCCGAGGACGUGUGGGAUCUGGCGGACCUGACCCUCCAGUGCGGACGUAGGGGCGACAGUCUGAAGCUGGCGCUGGCCUGGAUCUACUAUGGCGCCGGCGGCUUUGAGCAGCAGAUUGAUCAUGCGUUUUCCCUGGCGGAGCACCUCGCGACGUUGGUGCAGAAGAGCGACAACUUUGUCCUGGUCUCGUCGAACCCGCCACCUUGCUUGCAGGUCUGCUUCUACUAUGCGCCAAACGGCCAGCUUGCAGAGGAACCCGAGGCGAACACGAGACGGACCAGCGAAAUGGUCCACAAGCUGAUACAGCGCGGCUUCAUGAUCGACUAUGCUCCUGGGGAACGAGGUAGCUUCUUCCGGGUUGUCGUCAACUGUCAGACCCUACAGGGAACCGUCGAGGGCUUGGUCAAGGCGCUAGAAGAAGUCGGCAAGGAGAUUGCGGCAUGUCAGACUCGGCCGAACCAAUGCCAGCAGAAGGUUCAUAGACGAGAUGCUGCGUGCGCAAUGUGUUUGGGCGUUGAUGGCGCUACCUGCAUGAAAUUAGACCAGGAGAUGAGAAGAAUCGAAGCGAACCUAGAUGGAAGACGGAGGAGACAUUUCUGGGGGAGCAUGGAUGAUGAGCCUGUGUUCGGUACGACGAACCCGCCCAGUUCCCCAGCAAAAUACUUUUCGCCUUGCAAUCUCCAGCCCUCAAUCACAAUGCCGAAGCCGAGAACGAAACGUCAAGCGAUCCGCGACGAGCGGAAGAAGAAGAGGAGGGAGGUGGAUGAAGAGAAUUACGAGGCGAACAAACAGGAACGAUCGUCGAAGCGCAGGCGGGUCGAGGACGAGGAACAGCAUGGCGAACAACAGCCCGCCUUCGACGAUGCGGCGAACGAGCAGGAGCAGUCAUUCCGUGGCAAUGGGCCCGAGGUGGAGUUCUUCGGAAUGCUUGCCGACGAGGAACAGGAAUACUUCCGCCGCGCCGACGAGCUGCUCGAAUUGAACCAGUUUCCCUCCUCCGAGGAGCGCGACGUCUUCCUGCAAAACGUGUACAAGGAGGCGCGGGGCAAGGAAUUGAAGUUGGCCAGCAGUCAAUCGCUUUCACGACUCAUGGAGCGCCUCAUUAUCCUUUCGAACACAAGACAGAAGAAGCAGAUCUUCAACGCUUUUGCUACUCAUUUCCUGUCACUGGUACAGCAUCGAUUUGCCAGUCACUGCUGCGAGAAGCUAUUCCUCGAAUCGGCACCCGUUGUGACACAAGAGUUGGGAGGUAUCGUGCCGGAACCAAAGGCGGACGACGAGAUGGAUACUGAGGAGGACGGCGAGCCGACGCCUGAGAACACCAUGGAGGAUCUCUUCCUUAUGACCCUCGAUGAGUUCGAACAGCACAUGGGAUUCCUCCUGACGGACAGAUUCGGGUCUCAUACCCUGCGCGUGCUCCUGGUCGUUCUGUCUGGAAGACCACUGGACGACGCAGCUACCAAGUCGAUGCUGAAGAGCAAGAAGAAGGAGUACAUUUCCGUCCAGGGAGCCACAGCAACCGCAGACGAACUCACCCACCAGCUGAGGGCCGUUCCCGAAUCCUUCACCAUGGCCACCAAGAAGAUCAUCCAGGAUGCUGUUUCUGGUAUGGACUUUACCGCGCUGCGCGUGCUCGCCAAGCACCCCACGGGCAACCCUCUCCUCCAGCUCCUGCUCGAACUCGACAUCUCCCUCAACCACAAGAAGGAAUCCGCAGCAUCAACAAAGGACACCCUGCUGUACAGGCUGUUGCCCGACGCACCUAAAUCUCUGAGCGACGAGUCAUCGCAGGCGGCAGACUUUGUCAACAGCAUGGUGUACGACCAGAUCGGAUCUCGCCUUCUCGAAACGCUCCUCACAAACUGCCCCGGCAAGAUCUUCAAGGCGCUCUCUCGCAACUUCUUCGGCGAGCGCAUCGCAACCUAUGUCCGCAACGACAUUGCCUCGUACCCCGCCCUCCGCGUUCUGAACCGUGCCAGCAAGGACGACCUUGUCGAGGCCGUCAAGAAGAUUGUCCCCGCCGUGCCCCUCUUGGUGACCAAGGCUCGGUACAACGUGCUCAAGACUCUCUUUGAGCGCUGCGAGGCCCGUGGCGCAUAUGAGGAGAAGAGUGCGCUCACAAGAGCCCUCACCGACGCGCUCGGCUCCAACCCCAAGGACGUAGUGCCGAAGCUGUGCCAUCUCGUCGAGGAAGAGCCUGCCGCAGACGACAAGAAGUUCCAGCAGGAUGGUCCGCAGAACAAGACCGCCGUUGCCAACCACGGCUGUCAACUCGUAACAGCUAUGCUCAAGACCUCAGGCAAUCCCGUCAAGGUCGCCCAGAAAUCCCUCCUCGCCACGCCCCCAGACCUCCUCGUCAAGCUCGCAACCACGUCAAUGGCAUCAAUGACCGUCCUGACGACAGCCCUCGCCACCCCGGCAGCCCCCCAAAACGAGUUUUUCCACAAGGCGCUCGUCGGUGCGAUUGCCCCGCACGCGGCCGAGCUCGCCCAGUCGCAGUUUGGCCACAACAUCGUGCUCGCCAUCAUCGAGGUGCCCUCGCGCGGCACAGACCGGUCGAUCCCGUUUCACGUCAAGCAGACCAUCAUCGGCGCGCUGGCGGAGCACGAGAGGGCCCUGCGUGACUCCUGGAUGGGCCGCAGCGUCUGGCGCACGUGGAAGGGUGACAUGUGGAAGACGAGGCGUUCCGACUGGGUCAAGUGGGCCAAGGAGGUGGAUGGGCCGGCCGAGGAGACCAAGUUGAAGCCGUGGGAGAGGAGGAAGUUGGACCAGCAAAGGGGGCUUCAGCCGAGACCAGCGGCCGCCGCCCCGGCGAGAGGGAAGGUUGAUGCGGAGGAGCAGCAGGAGGAUAUAGAUCAAGGCAAGUUGAUAGGAAACGACGACACUGUUCUCGAUAUCGGAUGCCAAAGGAGGACCGGGGCUGCUUCGACCACUCGGGAAAGAGCGGGGCGCCGAGACUGCCGAGCCGGGCCCGGCCUUCUCAAUCUGUCGAUCCAGACGGGGUUCCGGCUUGGCUUCUUCGAUGCCCACGACGACAAUUUCCAUAUAUCAGACCGACAAAAUCUCGUGGCAUCCAUGCAAGCUCAAAUUCAAAAUAUAGACUGCGUCCCAAAGCUUAGCCGGAAAUUGCUCCUUGAGAUGGCACAAGGUUUGAUUAAUUCACCCUGUCUUAGAUUGACAAGUCUUCACCUCGCAGAACAUGAGAAAAAGAGCCGCAGGGUAGUGUGCCGCACAUCCGGCCCUGGUCCUAGUCAAGCGCAAGUUCAAGCGCGGGGAUCACUACUACCAACUGGUAAAGGGACCAAGUUUCAACACCGCAACUCGCAAGGUCAGUCGAGGAAACGGGGAAUUAUUUUCCAUCCAAUCACCCGCAACGGUGGAUCGUCUGAACUCGCGUUCGUUUGCCUAUCCCCCUUUUGGGACCCCCUGACUCCUACACUCCCCUCCCCCUCCGCAAUUGAGGCUGCUUCUGCCCACCGGGACCAACAAAAUCUGCGGGUGUACCAUUUUCGAUAUGCUCUGACCCGGGAGACCGAUGUUACCCUUCCUCUCCAUUCUGCUCACCCUCUCUCCCAACGUCAACCCACGGUCUCUACAUUCUUCGCCGCCGUCAUGCUGUACCGCAACCUGCUGCCAGUGGCAUUCUCUCUCGCGGCCCCCGCGCUCGCGCAGACGACCAAAUGCGUUAUUUCGCCCUCCAGCAAUGCGACAUCGGACGCGGCUGCCAUCGCCGAGGCGUUCACCAAGUGCGCUAGCAAUGCCGAGAUCAUCUUCCGUGAGGGCGUCGAGUACAAGGCCUACGAGCCGAUUGUCGCCACCAAGCUUUCCAACGUCGUCAUCACCGUCAACGGCAACAUCACUCUGCCCGAGGACAUCCCCACCGUUCAGGCUCUUGUUUCUGCCAAGGGCGGCACGCUCACAUGGUUCCAAAUCGGCGGCACCAACGUCCAAUGGAUUGCCUCGACUGAUCCUCACGCCGGAUGGAUCAAGUCCCAUGGACAAGCCUGGUGGGACGCCAACAAGCCCGGCGAGGCCGGCACGCCCAACCGGCCCCAUCUCAUGCAGUUCAGCGUCACCAACGGCAUCAUGAAGAACAUGAAGUCCCUCAAGCCCAUCGGCUGGAACUUCUCCAUCAAGGGCAAGAACAUCACAAUCUCUGACACCGUCAUCGACGCCCGCUCCGAGACGAGCAGUUUCCCCUUCAACACAGACGGCUUCGACGUCGGUGCAACGGACGUGACCAUCACAAACAGCAACAUCUUCAACGGCGACGACGCCAUCGCCAUCAACGACGGCGCCAACAACGUCCUCUUCAAGCACGCCACCAUCGGCUUCGAGACCCACGGCAUGAGCGUCGGCUCGCUGGGCUCAAAGGUCGCCUCUGUAGCUGAUGUGAAGAACAUCCGCUUCGAGGACGUGGAUGUCCACGGCGGGCUGUAUGCUGCGCGCUUCAAGAGCUGGAUUGGUGGGCAGGGGUUGGCGAAGAAUAUCACCUGGAGCAACAUCCGCCUCGACAACGUUACCUUCCCCAUCUUUGUUACACAGACCUACUUCAACCAGGCGAGCGCUGGCGGCGACAGGCCCAACAACUCGUCCGUCAUGAUGGAGGACUUCACCUGGGAGCACUUCUCCGGCAGCAUCAACACCAACAACCCUGGUGACGGAUCCUGCACCACAAACCCUUGCUGGUACAACGCUGGACUGCCCAACCUCACCCACACCGAGGCCGUCAUCAUUGAGUGCAACACCCAGACGUCUUGCAAGAACUUCCAGACCAGAGACAUCAAGAUCCACCCCCAGAGCUGCGGCGCCCCCAAGCUCAUCUGCAUGAACGCGAUGCCGACGCUCAACCCUAACCUCGGCUUCGAGUGCGCCAACGGCACAUUCGCGCCCACCGCAUGA
This is a messenger RNA of Colletotrichum lupini, 8439 nucleotides long. RefSeq names its product pumilio-family RNA binding repeat domain-containing protein. The record is from RefSeq and is a predicted model, not a curated record. NCBI's taxonomy places the organism in Eukaryota, Fungi, Ascomycota, Sordariomycetes, Glomerellales, Glomerellaceae. Gene Ontology annotation, cellular component: cytoplasm. Bases 1 to 8439 code for a protein of 2812 amino acids. Gene Ontology annotation, biological process: carboxylic acid metabolic process; carbohydrate metabolic process. The transcript has 23 exons. Gene Ontology annotation, molecular function: pyridoxal phosphate binding; RNA binding; polygalacturonase activity.